Molecule: messenger RNA, 31157 nt
Organism: Lymnaea stagnalis (great pond snail)
Lineage: Eukaryota; Metazoa; Mollusca; Gastropoda; Lymnaeidae
Source: the annotation of a GenBank genome assembly
GGGUGACACUGCACUACUUUGCUGCUAAUUGCACGAAGUCAUUUCCUGGAAUUCCUCUAUUUCCCAGGAGUCCUAAUGUUGACAUCACGUACUGUCAAACAACAAGUCCUCCUGUGGAAGGUAACUUGGUAAGCAUUAGAGAAGAGGUGGGAAACCCUUUUAAUCCUAAAAGACACAGUUCAAUGAAAAGUAAAAUACGCCACACCAUAUAUAUAAAGUCAUGAUAUGUUAAUAUUAAAUAACAAUAAAUGAAGACAUAGGCUAUGUAGUCAUAUUUCAACGAAAACUAGUUGUCAAAUUUUCGGUUUUGAAACCGAAAACUGGUUGUGUAUUUUCGCAAACCAGUUACCGAUUUUAUUUUACUCAUGAUCUUUAAACAUAAAAUCAAGAAUUUUUUUUUUUUAAUAAACACAAACAUAAACUAACAGCGAAUGUAUACACGUUUUUUUUUUUUUUUUUUUUUUUGGCAUCUUGUGUCAAUGGCACGCUUUAAUGGGGUUUGCUAAAUUCCAGACAGGACACUUCAAUGAAAUCCGAAAUCGCUUUGUUUGAACAAGGGUGUAGUCUGCUGUCAGUUAACACUAUGGGAUAAAUGCAGUAUCACCAUCACAUUAAAAAUCAAUAAUUAUAUUAGUUAUUACGGGAUUUAUUUUACAUAUAAUUCAAUUGUUUUAGCUCCAGCUAGAAGUCAGUUUUCAGUUUAUAAAAAUAUUUUUUGAAUUAUUGAAAUCAAAAUUAAUUUACAAAUUUGGCUGGUCACAUUAACAAAGCUGAUAUCUGGGAUAAAAUAACUACCAUACGCUGCCCUAGGGUUUAGUGUGGCUACUACCAAACUCUUUCUUGAGGUUUGAUGUGGCAACUGUAUACCACACGCUGCCCUGGGAUUUGGUGUGGUGGGUCAAGUGCUGGAACCAAACUGGUGAGAAAGUGGCUUCGUGAUCUCUAAAAAUAUUUCUACUUCCACUUACCAGAUUGUAAAACUACUAGCUGUAGUACCCGUUCUACGCCCAGGUAAUGCGCCAUUGUAUUGGCACAUAUUUUUAAAUCUACGGCAGUCUAUGGAGUUUAAUUAUCUGCCGAAAACGUCUUUGUAGACAACAUUUUUGGUGUAAACUCUUUAGGACAGGACCACAUAGACUUUGUAUCGUACACGACUUAAUGGACCACAUAGACCGUGUAUCAUCAGGACUUAAUGGACCACAUAGACCGUGUAUCAUACAGGACUUAAUGGACCACAUGGGCCGUAUAUAAUACAGGACUUAAUGGACCACAUGGGCCGUGUAUCAUACAUGACUUAAUGGACCACAUGGGCCGUGUAUCAUACAGGACUUAAUGGACCACAUGGGCCGUGUAUCAUACAGGACUUAAUGGACCACAUGGGCCGUGUAUCAUACAGGGUUUUACAAUUUCAUGUAGCCUCGUGUGAGCAUUUUUAUCAGGGCGUUCUUCUUCUUCUUUAUUUUAAGGGCCCACGAUCGAUGAAUUGAUCAUUCUAGCUCCUAUGUUUCAGAGGGGUUUGCGAUGUUACUGUCCAUGGGUUUCAAUGGGAUACUUCACUGGUUGCAAGGGCGACUCAGCAGUGGUGUUAUGAACUGGGGGUUGGAAUACAGGAGGCAAUAGACACAAAUGUAUCGAGUGUAGCCGCCUCAACUGUUGCUUUUGGAAGCUUGUUCCAGUCCCCUAUUGUCUUCGGCAGGAAUGAGGAGCUUCUGUACUUUGUUCUUGUUUUUACCAGCCGGAACUGUUUGUCGUGACUUCGUCGCAGUCUGGGGGGAAGAUUAACGAGUUUCUGUUUGAUUCCGGAGCAGUGCACCAGUCCAUUUGUUAUCUUGUACAACAUGGUGAGCCUGGAUAGUCGUCGUCGUUCUUCCAAUGUCGACCAGCCCAGUGUUUCCAGCAUGCUGCCAACACUCGAGGUGCUUCUGUAGCGGUUCAUGACAAAGCGUGCUGCCCGUCGCUGGACCGCCUCCAACCUGUCGAUGCUUUUCUGGGUAAAUGGGUCCCAGACUGUAGAAGCAUACUCUAAAAUAGGUCGGACAAAGGCUUUAUAGGCUUUUUCUUUCACGCUUGAGUUGCCGAUCUUCAGAUUGCGCCUUAGGAACCCCAGGGUCUUGUUUGCCCGGUUGCACACACUGUUAAUGUGCUCGUCCCAGCGGACCUCUCUUUGGAUGGUAACACCCAAGUACUUAACGGAGGAAACUGGCUCAAGAAUAUGGCCAUGCAGUUCGUAAGAGUGGUUUAGAGGGAACCUGCUUCUGGAGACUGACAGGGUUUGGCACUUGACGGGAUGAAAUUCCAUGUCCCAGCUCAUCUCCCACUCAGCUAACCGAUUGAGGUCUUGUUGAAGCUGGCUCUGGUCAGAGCUGUUGACCAUUGUCCUAUAUACCGCCGUGUCGUCUGCGAACAGUCUUGCUUGAGAGGUCAGCUUCUCGGGCAGAUCAUUGAUAUAUGCUAGGAACAAACAAGGGCCUAGCACUGAGCCCUGGGGGACCCCUGACUUAACACCGACAAAGGAGGAGGUUUUGCCAUCUACCACUACUGCCUGGCAUCGGUCGCUGAGGAAGCUAGAGAUCCAUGUUUUGGUAGUGCCUUGGAUCCCAUAUCUAUGCAGUUUGUGCAAUAGCAAGCUAUGGUCUGCACAGAUAAUUUUGUAAACUCUGCAGCUUUUUCUUCGUGGGCCAUCAAUAGCAAUAUGUGCUCAUGGGGUAGACCACGUUUUUGGAACUCAAUUACGUGGAUCAUAGUCCAAGCACGCCCAAAUCUUGGUGUUUGGUUUAGUCUUCAAUUUCUCCAGCUCCAUCUCCGUUGAAGAAGAGGUGAACGUCAGGUUCGCAAAAGCAACAGCAACUAUGGCUAAAUUGAAUAAGCGGGUGUGGAAUAUUGGUAAAAAAAAUGAAAGCGCAACACUAAGCGACUAUCAAGUAUGUGUGAUUAGUACGCUCCUAUAUGGCAGGGAAGUGUGGAACACCUAUGCCAAUGAUGAACAGAAACUCAACUCGAUGGUAGGACAAGGUGCCUAACACGGGGUUUUAGAACGUGCCAAAAUGUGUAGUGUGUUCUUCACUCUAAGCAAGCCUUCGCUGGUUAGGUCAUGUCAGAAGAAUGGAUGAAGGCCAUAUUCCCGAAGAAUCUCCUGUUUGAUUGGCAGAAGGGGCAAGACUCAUGGGACGGCUGCGGCUACCAUUUAUGGACGUUUGGAAAAGGAGUACGAGUGGGGGCCAACACCCAAGCGUCAUUGACAUGUGCCGUAGCUAAUUACUACAAUUCUUGCUGCGAACAUCUAUAGAUCUGAAUAGUAUAGGCCUAUACACAAGAACCAGGAACCCUGGUGACACCCUGUUCUCAUGAAACCCUGUUCUGAUGCCUACCUGCUCUGGUUCCAACCAGCUCUUGUAUUUAACUGGCAUUGGUUAUAUAAUGGACUCGAGGCAUCUGACAAAUGUGAAAUUUCCGUUUCGUGUCGCCCCAUGUGUGGUGUAACUCAGGUGCGGCCCCGACCCCCUCAUCCCCUUAAUGAUGCUAUUGCUCAAACUGCGGUCCUCCUACCUUGUUGAAUCCCAAACAUUAUGGACGUUGUAGUGUAAGCAGUAGCGCCCCCCCUCUUCACCCCUACCCCCCCCUUUACACAAUAAAGAAAAAGGUUUAUUUAAUUUUAAACUUUAAAGGCUGGAUAAUUUAUUCUAAGGUCGUUUUAAGAGAGGUGAAGCUGAAAAUUUAAAACAAUUAAAAAACUCCACUCAAUUUCGCUUCUAUUUAUUUAUUUUUAGAAGUAUUAAAAUACGUUUACGUCAUUCCGGAAACAUAAUAUUCAAUUUAACAAUUUAACAUUAAUUAAAGCUAAUUAUCUAUUUCAAAGUAUAAACUGUAUAUAUAUAUUAUAUAUUCCAGAUUUGAGAAUAAAAACAUAAAAACAACGCAUUCAUACAAUUAUUUUUUUUAAAGUCCGUGCUCUAAAUUACAAUAUAGAUGCAGGAUUUUGUUACUAUUUAUUAAAUUUACUGUGUUAACGACAUACACGGUGUAUUAUUACUAUACGUAAUUAUGUUAAUCUAUUAUUAUGUUCCUCGUGUAGCUGGAAUACAACCCCCUCUAUGCCUUUGGAGAAAAUUAUAAUAACAACAUGGCCGUCAUUGCUCGUCUUUCGGUGACUGCCCUCCGUAUCUACAUCACAGCACCUGCGAGUGUCGUCCCCUUGAAGAGUUAUGUCGCCAUCAGUGAUAUGUUCAUAGAUGGACAAUGCAAGUGUUUUGGGCAUGCCAGUAGCUGCGGUGGACCGGUAAUACUUUGAAUAAAAUAACUAAAACAAUCAAUCGAUAAUUUUAUUAAAGAAUUAUCAUUAUCAAUUAAUACAGCCUGCUCCCUUGAUCACAAUUCCCUUAGACUAACUUUAAGCACGGCUGCAUUUCCGUAUCUAAAACCUUCCAGAAUCUAAUGCAACACGACCCAGAGGCUAGUGCAACAAAUUGUGCACAAAAUAGAUUAACAUGCAUCCGCUAAAGUUUAAAGGAAAAGUAUAUUUCAUGACAAUGGUCGUAGAUCAAAAGAAGAAAUAAAACUAAGGCUAAAAUAAUGACUUUGCACAUAGUUUAUGUAAAAGGUUUCUGAAACUACCUUCAAAAAACGACUCUAUUACAUUCCACCGUGAAAAUAUGGAAUUUAAAUAGAUCAAAAUGAAACUCGUAGUAAAUCUAUAAGCUGGGCAUAACACGAAAUAUGCAGUAAACAUGUAUGGGGUUCGGUAUGGGGUUUAAGGUCAGUUGUAUGUGGGUUGAUAAAAGAAGGUGUCUCAAAUUUACAAAAGUUCUGUCGUCUCUACACCCCAUACAAUUACAUAUACAUUGUAAUAAUUUGUUAUGAAACGGUAAACCUUGUAACGCCUCAUCAAUGAUAUGCACAGUUCAUUAUUCUAAAAUCAUCAUCCAUGAUAUGCACACUUUAUUUUUCUAAAAAUCAUCAAAUAUAUGCACUAUUCGUUAUUUUAAAACAUCCAUGAUACGCACAAUUCAUUGUCGCAACACAUUAUUCCCAAUGGAUACAUUUCAUUCACAAUCUGUGUUUCUUCCCACCACAGAAUGGCGCCACAUGUGACUGUACCCAUAAUACGAAGGGGCAGAAGUGUGAUGCUUGCCAACCUUUGUAUAACAACAGAGCUUGGUUGCCAGGCAACGAAACCAACGCCCGGGAGUGUCUCGGUAAAUACGUUUAAUGAAUACUAAAUGUCAGAUCGAAGUAUUUGUUAAGGAACCGGCAAAAUGUCUGGAAAAGAUCAUUUUUCGCAUUUAAUGGAAACAAUAUUUUAAAGUGAAAUGCAUAGUUUAAUAUGUUAAUUAUGUGUAAAUGUGUAGAUUCCAUACUUCAUGUGGUAUAACUACUAAAGCUUGGGCUGAUACCGUAAUAUGGCAUAAGUGAGAUUUAUGCUUGAUCGUGUAUAUUCUAAAAAAAGACAAGUUUUCACAAACUUUAAUAUGGUUGGUAUGUGUAAUCACCAUCAAAUGCUUUUAUAUGUGGCUCACCAAAUGCUACAGAGCUUAAAUUCCUCCCCACACUUAGUUUCAAGGGGACAUUUAACAUUGAAAUUAGGGGAGAUCCUUGAUAAGAUUCUAUGGGAAUAUGUGCCAUUGGUUUUUAUGAUAUUUUUUUAAAGUUUUAAAACAGUGAAGUCGUGUGUUAUAACAAUAAAAUAGCACGACCAAAAAUUUUUAAAAAAGAUUAGAAGCUAGCCCCUGACUCUUUGCAUUAUGUAAAAGAUUGACCUCCUGGCUCUUUGCAUUGUUUACAAGAUUAGCCUACUGACUCUUGGCAUUGUUUCAAAGCAAUAAUUUAGGAAUGUCAGUAGGUUACAUUUUUUUUAUUAUUUAAAAAAAAUGGUUUGUGCUUUUUUAUUGUUAUAUUUUAACAAUAAUGUCAACAAUAUUCGCUGAACUUUUUGUUGUUCCGGGCAAUACGAAAUGAAGCAAACAUUUGAAUGUUUACAAACCAUUUGUAAGAUAUUAAACAGCUCCAGAGUGUUUGGAGUUGCGUCUGUCGGUAGGCCUAAGCCUAAGCCCAGGUUGCAUUGACCGCCAGGCAUUCCACAAAAUAUUCUAUGGAUCCGCCACUGAGGUACAAUACGAAGCAAUUUAAGGCCUUUUCCUUUCUCAGAGUGCACUUGUAACGGGCACGCGGAUACAUGCGUCUAUGACGCAACCAAGGGGACGGGAGUGUGUAUCAAUUGCACCGGCAACACAUCCGGUGACCGGUGUGACACGUGCACGACUGGAUUCUACCUCAAUCCAAACCGUGCCGCCGUCAGUGACAACACUGCUGAACCAUUUUGUUUGGGUAAGUCUAUUAUGUUCAUCUAAUGGGUAUAGGUCAGUCGGGUGUGUUCCAAAAUGUCUGAGUAACAAGGGUGCUGACGUCAGUAACAACAUUUUGUUUGGGCGAGUCUAUAGCGUUCAUCUAUUGGGCUAGGUAAGUCAGGUGUGUUUCAAUAUGACUGAGUAACAAGGGUGCCCACAGUCCGUAAACUUGAAGACAUUCCGUAAACUUGAAGACAUUCUGUAAACUUGAAGACAUUCCAUAAACUUGAAGACAUUCUGUUAACUUGAACACAGUCCGUAAACUUGAAGACAUUCUGUAAACUUGAAGACAGUCCAUAAACUUGAAGACAUUCCGUAAACUUGAAGACAUUCUGUAAACUUGAAGACAUUCCAUAAACUUGAAGACAUUCCAUAAACUUGAAGACAUUCUGUAAACUUGAACACAGUCCGCAAACUUGAAGACAUUCCAUAAACUUGAAGACAUUCUGUUAACUUGAACACAGUCAAUAAACUUGAAGACAUUCCGUAAACUUGAAGACAGCCCAUAAACUUGAAGACAUUCCAUAAACUUGAAGACAUUCUGUAAACUUGAAGACAUUCCAUAAACUUGAAGAAAUUCCGUAAACUUGAAGACGGUCCAUAAACUUGAAGACAGUCCAUAAACUUGAAACAAUCCGUAAACUUGAACACAGUCCGUAAACUUGAAGACAUUCCGUAAACUUGAAGAUAUUCCAUAAACUUGAAGACAUUCCGUAAACUUGAAGACAGUCCAUAAACUUGAAGACAUUCCAUAAACUUGACGACAUUCUGUAAACUUGAAGACAUUCUGUAAACUUGAAGACAGUCCAUAUACUUGAAGACAUUCCGUAAACUUGAAGACAGUCUGUAAACUUGAAGACAUUCCAUAAACUUGAAGACAUUCUGUAAACUUGAAGACAUUCUGUAAACUUUAAGACAUUCUGUAAACUUGAAUACAUUCCGUAAACUUGAAGACAUUCCGUAAACUUGAAGACAUUCCGUAAACUUGAAGACAUUCCGUAAACUUGAAUACAUUCCGUAAACUUGAAGACAUUCUGUAAACUUGAAGACAGUCUGUAAACUUGAAGACAUUCCAUAAACUUGAAGACAUUCCGUAAACUUGAAGACAGUCUGUGAACGUUGCGACCUAAAAUGAUUUUUCUGUAAAUGUCCGUAAGAACUUUAGGAUGUCUGUUAAAAAAAUGAGUCAUUGAAAAAAAAAUGAUGUAUAAAGAACGGGACAGCUCAACUCUCAACUCUAAGGAUUCUGUCUUAUUCUCUUGGAACUUGUAGGAUCAUGAUCAGAAGAUAUACAUCAAAGAUAAGACAAGAAGAAUUAUUUUUUUUAUUACUUUUGUAGCUUUCUUUUUAAAAAUGUGUCCAUAUCAUGUUUGCCGAUUGAGAAAAUGUUUUCGCAAGUUUUAUUGUUUCGAGUUGCCAACACCCACUGGGUGAGUGUCUUGUCUCCACAACAUGUUUGGGUAAGUCGGCAGUGUUUAUAACGUGUUUGGACAAGUCCAUAUCAUCGAGUUAUAAAAUAUGUGAUCAAAUUCAAGCACAGGGGGGGGGGGCUUUAAUAAUUGUAUUUUUUUAUGAUUUUGGAGGGUUAUAUCAUUAAUGUAAGUGUUUAAGUUAUUUGAUUUUUUAGGUUUAGGUUAAGGAAUUUUAUUGAUGUUUUCGCAAGUUUUAUUGUUUCGAGUUGCCAACACCCAUUGGGUGAGUGUCUUGUCUCCACAACAUGUUUGGGUAAGUCGGCAGUGUUUAAAACGUGUUUGGACAAGUCCAUAUCAUCGAGUUAUAAAAUAUGUGAUCAAAUUCAAGCACAGGGGGGGGGGGCUUUAAUAAUUGUAUUUUUUUAUGAUUUUGGAGAGUUAUAUCAUUAAUGUAAGUGUUUAAGUUAUUUGAUUUAUCAGGUUUAUGACAAGGAAUUUUAUUGGUCAUUAAGACGUGUGCAUUAUCAUAUAAUUUAAAGCCCAUUAUUUACUGUGUACCUUUCAGCGUGUAACUGCAACCAAAAUGGCACUCUGUCAACCGACGUGUCCUCCUGUGACGUCACUACCGGCCAAUGUAAAUGCAAAGAGAACGUGAUGCAACGAGACUGCGGCGAAUGCAAAGAUGCGUAUUGGGGUUUGGCUGGCGAUAAGCCGCUGGGUUGUGCUGGUAGGUACAUCCGAUCAAGAUGGGAUUUCCGUAUCCAGAAUUUAAUUCAGCCGUCACAUCAACUCGUGUGUCUAUAUAACUUGACACUUGCGCCCUGCGAACAUCUUAACACGGCAUCAUUAUAGCUCAUAAAACAGUUUCACUCUAUAAGAUAUGGGCGCUAUAGGAGAAAAAAAAAAGUGGGGUGACGUCUUUGAAAAGUUUUCCCAACCCGUGAAAAGAGGUCUUGUACAAAUCAUCCUGCACCACAGGAAACAUAAGAGAGAAAUUUAUGGAGAUGACUGAAGGAACAAAAAUGGGUGAAUAUGCUGUGGCAACGUUCACACUGAUUUGGGACACAGGGCGGGGCGGGUCAGUCGAGUAAUAUCGAGUAAUUUAUUUAGGAUCAGUUGACCGUUUCUAAAGUAAAUGAAGAAAAGUGACCAACGGUGAAGAUAACCCGUUAGUAGGCAAGAUGACCUCAAACUCCCCCCCCUCCCCCACAACCCACCCAGCCACUUUUUUUUUUCAAAAUUCAACACACGUGUUUUACCUAUGAGCACAUUAAACAUACAUCCCACAGCGUGUGCGUGUAACACGGCAGGAACCAUCAACAGCACCAACGUGUGUGACAAGGCCACUGGCACGUGUGCGUGUAAGCAAAAUGUAGAGGGCGCCACAUGCAAUCAGUGUAAAGUGAGUACUUCUUUGACACCAUAGUUUAUUGACAACAGCAGCAUAAUAAAAAAAUAAAAUAAAAGAAACACGUACGUUAUUUAUAAUCAGAAAACAAUGGCGGAGCGAAGCAUGAAAUUCCCUUCUACAAAAGUUACUUGACAAAACAAGCAUUUAAGUAACACACUAUUUUAGAAUCUCUAUUUGUGCUACAUUCCCUCCCCUAGGGUCCGCCACAUUUUUCCACGCCCCUGAACUGUAUUAACAUUCUGAUCUCCCACCCCCUGUUACAAUGAAGAUAUAUUGCAUCAUAUUUAAAUUGAAACCAAUUCAAUUUCCGAAAAAAUAAAAGGAAAUAUAACGCCCUUUCUGUAUGUUUUAAUAAUCUUAUUCAGCGCAAUCAUCGGGAAUUUUAUUUUGCGCGCUAUUGAACUCACCAUUACACCAUAAUUUCUUUCACCUGCUGUCAUUAGCGAUAAGAAUAAAUAGCAAUUAAAACCCUUGAAAAGUUGUAGGUGACCUACAGUUGAACCUGCGGUACCAAGAAGUCUAGCAGUCCUUUAGGAAUGAACUAAAGCAGUGGUCCUCAACCAUCCUAAUGCCGCGGCCCUUUAAUAUACAGUUCCUCGUGUUGUGGUGAACCCCAACCAUUAAACCAUAUUCGUUGCUAUUUCAUAAAUAUGUGUGUUCCGAUGGUCUUAGGCGACCCUUGUGUAAGAAGGGUCGUUCGACCGCCCAAGAUGGUAGUGACUCACACGUUAAGAACCGCUUAACUAAAAGAUAAGGGUACCGAAUUUGCAAUCAUAAACAGUAAUCACGUGUGGCGGCGAUUGGGGUAUCGAAAACACCGUGCUGUCAAUCAUACACAGUAAUCACGUGUAGCGGUGAUCGGGGUAUCGAAAACACCGUGCUGUCAAUCAUACACAGUAAUCACGUGUAGCGGCGAUUCAGGUAUCGAAAACACCGUGUUGUCAAGUCUUGUGAGGAAUGUCAUGUGUGAUCAAGAGCUUUGGAUAUCGACAACGCAAUUGGAUCAAGCAACAUGUGUCCCGGGGGUUGGGGGGUGUGAGGAUAAACACAGCCGAUAUCCACAGUUUGCCGAGAGCUAAAUGUUCCUGAAUGUCCUAUUCAUCCGAGACGGCCCUUGCCUCUCACAACGUGUUACCUCCUUUCAUAUCGCCGUUUGGUUUCAUCAUAAAAUCGAACAACUUAAAACAUUAAUCUCUAUAAUUAUUGAACCCCCCCCCCACACACACACACACCAAUUCACUCAAUAAAAUAUAACCACGAUUUCAGCCUUGCCACCAAGAAGGUCUCUGUGUUGUGCAACAUUGAACCUGGAAAUGUGCACAAUGGGAUGAAUGGAACACGUGAAUGCAAUGUAGUUUUGUGUCCCGCUUUUAAACAAUUCUGUUAAUCGCAUCAAAUUGUAUCCACGUAUUCAUUCUUUUGACAAGCUUAAUGUUCAAGGUUGGAUACACUGAAAAUAACUGACUUUGGAAAGUGAGGGAGUGAGUUUGGGGAGGGGGGGAGGAUGAUGACCAACUAACACACAUAAUCUGGUGAGGAUCUGAGAUUACUCUCUUAUGACCCCGGCUAUCAACUCCAUCUGUUGAGCUACAACAUUUUCCUCACAAAGGGUCCUCCAACCGCCCUGGCUUCCCCCGGGAGAUCUAGUGAGGGACCUUCGGUCAACAGGUAUGCUCUAGAAUCUCCGGGGCCAGGCUGCAAUGCCGGCAAGUUGGAUCCCUAAAUAAUGCAAAUAGGUACUUAGUAGUUCCUACAUUAUUUUAUAUAUGGCAUCCUUCCGUCUUCGCGAGACGAUGGAGUAGCUAUGUAGUCCUACACUUCGACAAGUGGCUCACUAGGCCAAUCCUGGAAUGACAAUCUCGACUGCAUUUCUCGCAGGAGACUAUUGAAUCCUUGUUAAGUUUGCUCCUCUGUAUUGUUUUUUUUUUUGUUGUUGCAAGGGUUUCAUUUCGCACAUCUUCUGCCUUUUUUGACUCCUUCAUACACUGCUGUUGAGCAGCAGGAACGUUGGUCGGCAAUGAUCUCCAAUUUGUUAAUAUCAAUGUUGGCAUUUGGGGAUGAAGCGUGAUUUUCAAAUAAGCUUUAUUAUUAUUAUUAUCGUUAUUAUUAUUAUAUUUAUUAUUAUUAUAUUUAUUUUAUUUGUCAUUUCUUCCAAAACCAAUCUACCCUCAUCCCCGAUUGAUAUACAGUAGCAUCAUACUGCACACUUUAACACAAAAAAUUUGAUAUACAAUGGCAUGAGACUCAGUAGUGUAGCUAGAGUUUGUGACUUAGGGACGGUCCUUGACUUCCCCCCCCCCCCCCCCUUCCCAAAAACCGUUAUAUCAUGUGUCAGAUAGCGUCAGUUCACACGAUCAAAUUUUCGAUCAUGAUCANGGGGGGGAGGGAGAGAGAGAGAGAGAGAGAGAGAGAGAGAGAGAGAGAGAGAGAGAGAGAGAGAGAGAGAGAGAGAGGGAGAGAGAGAAUUUAGCUUUAUCUGAAUAGCUGUGUUCAAGAUGAUGUGUCUACAUUGAUAUGUCUAAGUUGAUAAGUCUAAAUUGAUACGGCUUAGUUGAUAAGUCUGGAUUGAUAUUGCUUAGUUGAUAAGUCUAAAUUAAUAGGUUUUAGUUGAUAAGUCUAAAUUAAUAUGGCUUAGUUUUAGUCUAAAUUGAUAUAAUAUGGCAGUGACAAAUACCGAGUUUAAGAGAUUCUGACAAACAGUAAGAAAUAAAUUACUACCAUAACUUAAAUAGGAGACAUUUAUUUUUUUAAAAAAUGUUUUAUAAUAGGCUUAGAGUCAACUCAAGCGACACCAAUGUUACUUUCAAAUCAUCAAAGUUCUUGUAUUAUAAUCUCCACAAACCAGAAUCUGACCUACAUCUCCGACUCGUCGAACCCCUUGAGCUGCACGUUGUGUGACUGCGAUCCCGGGGCCUCCAGUCAGAUGACAUGCGACUUCAGUUCCGGUCAGUGUCCGUGUUAUGGUCACCUCGGAGGGCGUGACUGCAGGUCGCCAACCCCAGGCUUCUUUGUGCCGAGGCUGGACUACAUCAUACUAGAACCUGAGAAUCUCGUCCCCGUGGUAAGUGGUGCUAGGGGUACGGGGGGGGGGGGUGGGGGGGGGUUUAUACCAAUGGUUGAGUUGCUCUAGUGCACAUGUGUCAAACUCAAGGCCCGCGGGCCACAUCCGGCCAACCAUUGGUGAGUAGCGCUAGUGGUACUGGGUAGGUUUAUACCAUUGGUGAGUAGCGCUAGUGGUACUGGGUAGGUUUAUACCAUUGGUGAGUAGCGCUAGUGGUACUGGGUAGGUUUAUACCAUUGGUGAGUAGCGCUAGUGGUACUGGGUAGGUUUAUGCCAUUGGUGAGUAGCGCUAGUGGUACUGGGUAGGUUUAUACCAUUGGUGAGUAGCGCUAGUGGUACUGGGUAGGUUUAUACCAUUGGUGAGUAGCGCUAGUGGUACUGGGUAGGUUUAUACCAUUGGUGAGUAGCGCUAGUGGUACUGGGUAGGUUUAUGCCAUUGGUGAGUAGCGCUAGUGGUACUGGGUAGGUUUAUACCAUUGGUGAGUAGCGCUAGUGGUACUGGGUAGGUUUAUACCAUUGGUGAGUAGCGCUAGUGGUACUGGGUAGGUUUAUACCAUUGGUGAGUAGCGCUAGUGGUACUGGGUAGGUUUAUACCAUUGGUGAGUAGCGCUAGUGGUACUGGGUAGGUUUAUACCAUUGUGAGUAGUGCAAGUGGUACUGGGUAGGUUUAUGCCAUUGGCGAGUAGCCCUAUUGGUACUGGGGGUGUUUUGUACCAUUGGCGAGUAGCGCUAGUGAUACUGGGGGAGUUUCAUACCAUUGGUGAGUAGAUAUCUCCACUGCCCACACGUCAUAUAUUCGUAUAAAUUAGGGUUCUCUUGCUCAAAUUUGUUAAAACCUAAGAGUAAGAACUUGGGCUAUUGGUUUCCCCGGCUUUAAAGCAAAAGAUUUUUUUUUUCUUAAGAACUUAACAUGGCGUAUUGAAAGAACUAUCUUCAAUAACUAUCUUCUGCGGAAUAUUUUUAAAAAAAAUUCAUUUCAUAUAUCAUGUAUUGUUUAAGAAUACUAGGAUUAGCUAAAAUUAGUUUAUUAGUAAAGUUUAUAACGGGUUUUAUGCAGACUUAAGUGCAAUUUAUUUCAUACUAUGAUAAACAAUAAUUUGUCUUAAUGAUCUCAAGAUUAGAUUUUGAUAUAUCCUAACGGACUGCUACUUUCAGAAUGUUGUGCUCAGAUCCGGUCAUGGUACAGCUGGCAGUACUGUUAGUGGGACUGGCUUUGUCAGAAUUACAGCUGCCAAUCAAACUCAGUUCGCCUUUACCGCCACUUAUAGUGGUCUAAUGGAAGCUGUGGUCCGAUAUGAGGUGAGCAUCAAUGAAAUGCCGUCUAAUGCAUGGACCCACUGGGCACUGGUCCAGGGCUCCACGCUUCUAGGGGGCCUCACGUUUCUAAGAGACUCACAGAAGCAUCAUGUUUUACACAUUGUUAAUGAAUUUCGAAAGAAUUUUCAAAUUUAAAUUGAUUUAAAAUUCAGUGGACAGCACGUUUCCCGAUUUUAACCCACGAUAUUGUUGGCACAUUCCAAAAUUAAAGUUAUAAAUGCGAAUCAUAAGGUGGAUACUUCUUAAAGGGGGGUAACUCUCGUAAACAAGUUUUACUUCUCCCGGACGUGAAUCCAAACAAAUAUAGGAAUUAUUUUUGUUUACAAUCUUAUUAUUAUAGAUUGUUAGACUAAGAUGUUAUUCCCGGGUAAUAAUCAAUAGCUACACAAAUGCACCUUACUUAGAGUAGUGAAAUUAAGUGGAGAAAGCAGUGCCGUCUUAACUUACGGCAUUGACACACUGCGCACUUGCCAAGGGCAAUGACAAUGUCUCUUAGCCCUAGCUAGGCAGGUCUUAUCUAGGGGGCAUCACGUCUUGGAACGGACAAAAAUAUGAUUCUCUUUUAGUUUGGUAUUCAAAACUGGACUAUGAAGAUGCUAAGGACGAAAUUAAGCUGGAGCUAAAAGCAUACCCUCAGGGGGCUCCAUUAACAGAAUGAAUUUAUUGUUAUGUACGGCCAUGGCAGUGGCGACAAAAUCAGAGUUGACCCUGGGCAUAUAAAUUCCUAAUUUCUGUGCUUAUAGAUGCCCUGCCCCCUCCCCUGAACGCCUGAAAUACUAUACCCACUCCCCAACAUAAAAAUUACCAUAAAUAAACUGGUCAAAAUGCACAGUCCUAGACCAUUCAUAAUGCUUUAAUGCAUAACAUUACUUGAAUUUGAAUAGUAGUAUUAGUAGGCUAAUAGGCUAUAGAUUGCCGUUCCCAGGAAAAGCGGUGCCCAGGGCACACGAUUAAGAUUAUUGUAGUGCCUCUGUCUAUGCGAAUUAAAUGUGAUUUUUGGUUACCGUGAUUUUUAUGGUUAAAUUCACUAUAAAAGGUCUAUUUUAAGAUGAUUUUGCCGCCACCUGAUAUUGGCGCCAGGGUUGAUUGGCCCUCUCGCCCCUUCCUUAGCACAGCCCUAUGUAUACAGAGGGUUAGGGAUGUCAGUUCAGUACUGUGCUCAGGGCCUUCGCUGCUGUAAAAACAGCCCUGAAUCACUGUAAAGUAGAGCCUAAUUGUGACAUAUGAUGAAUGAGAGAGGAAGUGCAAAUAGAUGGGACUGAUUUAUAUUGAAUUUCUUUACUAGGUAGAGAUGAUGAUUCAGUGUCAGAAAACUGGGACUUCUUCAGCACCCCUGCUUUUUAAUUAAUCUCAGUUUAGAAAACAAUAGUUACAAUAUUUAUCUGAAGCUUUUAGGGGUUUAUUUCACUAGCAUUCGCAUUAUAUGAGUUGAUUUUUUUUCACUGGCGAUUUGCAACAAAAUUAGAAGAUUCACAUGAAUUCCAUCAUAAGUAUAACUAUACUGGGUUCUUUUUAAACAGAAUUUUAAAAAAAAUUUAAUAAAAUAUAUUUUGCCUUUUCUUCAACUUCCUUAAAUUCAUUUAUUAUCUUUUAUUUCUUAUGGGUAGGCUAUUGAAUUUUUCUUGAUGAUCUUUGAAAAGACUGAUUAUUAAUUAAAAUUUAAUGUUUCAUUUUAAAUGCCCAAGUUUCAAACUUUGUAGUUUUGUUAGUACAACAAUUAUUUUUAAAGUAAUAUUUUAACUUGUUUACCUUGACAGAAAAUAACAAAUGACAGCUCUGUGUCUGUGAGGCUGACCUUAACUUCUUCUGGAAAUUAUACUUGUAAUGACAACACAAUUACUGCUGGCCAGUCCUGGAGUUUGGAUCCUACUAACACUCGAGUGGACAUGAGAGGUAAAUCUGAUAUAGAUGGGUAUAAGAAAUUUCUAAGAAUUAUGUCAUUACACCUGAGAUGUCAUUACCUAAGUACAACAAUACAACUUUGUUUUUUAAUCUCUUUUUUUUAAAAAAUCGAAAUGACAUACUAUGUACAAAUGGUAAAUGCUCAUAUUUUAUUCGUAUGGCUGAAUUUACUUUUAUGUACAUAUCAUUUUAAAAUAAUCUUGAAUAUGGAUAUAAGAUAUCAUAUUUUUUUUAUAUGUACAGAAAUCUUAGUCAUAAACCACACAGUAAAAAAGUGUAUUUGUGUUUAAGCUGGACUCUCCAUGGGCAAAGUUUGUUUAAAUGCUGGAACAUCUUAUACAGCGGUCAUUAGUACAUCAGGCUCUGCGAUGUUGAUUGAUUCUGUGAGUAAACCUUCCUCUUUGCCAAGAGAUUAUUUCAUUUAACCUAGUAAAAUUCAUGAUGAAAUCUCUGAUGAUAUAGUCAUUGGAAAUUCUCUUUGAUUUAAAUUCUGAUCAGGAUAUCCUAUGUUCUGAUUUUCUUUCAGUCCAUUGUUAUUAAUCUAAGUAUACUUUUUGAAAAAUCAGAAUAAUCCAGUGUGAGGUUUUGUUGACAAGCAGCUAUAGUUUUUUGUUUUAAAUAUAUAUUUGUAUAACAAAUUAUAAGUGAGACACAUCAAUAAUCCAUUGAAAGAUCCAUGUUUUAUUCCAUCAGUAUAAAUAACAAAUCUUUUACAAUUAAUGUAAUCACAAAAAAUUCUUUGUAUCCUGUGGCUUCACUUAAUUAACUGCUUAGGCUGAUCCAUUCUUGAGAUGCAUUAUUUUCUAUUGACCUUUAAUCUGUUAUAGGCUCCCCCACCACAAUCUGUUAUACCACAAAUAUAUUAUACAUCCAACCCAACUAGUUAUACCUUCAACCCACUCUGUUAUACCUCCAAAUUGUUAUAGCUGCAACCAAACCGGUGCUCCAACCCAACAUGUUAUUCAUCCAACCUAACCUGUUAAACCUCCAACCCAACCUGUAAUUAUACCUCCAACUCAAUCUGUUAUACCUCCAACCCAAUCUGUUAUACCUCCAACCCAACCUGUGCUCAAACCUAACCUGUCACACCUGAAACCAAGCUGUGCUCCAACCCAACCUGUUAUACCUCCAACUCAACCUGUUAUACCUCCAACCCAACCUGUUUUUCCUCCAACCCAACCUGUUUUACCUCCAACCCAACAUGAUGUACCUCCCAUUCAACCUGUUAUACAUCCAACCCAAUCAAACUCUCUCUGACUUUAAAUGAAUAAUUUCCCCAAUAUCUAAUUUUUAUAAACUUCUUGUUGACAUUCUCUUAACUCCCUUAGUAAAAGUCAUCCUAAUGUCAAGUGUUGAAUUAUUUUUGUAUAAUAUAAUGAUACACCAGUUUGCAAAUCUUCACAGUUUCAUCCCAAACAAUUGGGGCCACUGUGUGAAGCUUUCAAGGGAGAACCCUUGAAUACAUUGUCUCUGGAGUCUACAUGCAUGUUUUAUGACAGUAAAACUGAAUCCAUCUUUGAGCCUUGACCCUUGCAGAAACACUUGGCCAGACCUAACUUUGACCUAUGACAGAUGGACAUUAUAUGAUGCAAGUGUAAUGUAUCUUAACAUCUAAAUCUUACAGUCUGUGAAUUUGUCCACAGCUUGUUUUCAUCCCAGAUGCAGCUACCUUCACAGAACUCACAAGCAGGAUAGACUUGAACAACAUAACAAACUGCAUGCAGAUGGCCAGAGAUGCUGUCAGGUCAAACAGAGACAUCUGUGCCAAAGUAGAGUACAGUCUGAUGGUGUACCUGCUCAAAGGAGCUGUAGGUGAGUUAUCAUAAAAUACAUAUUUAGCCAAAGUACUGGAAAAAUUAGAGUCAAAUUAUGUUUGGAGAAAGCUCUACAAAAGUCCAUUAGUCCUGAUAUUAUAAUCAUAAGUUAAUUAUUUUAAUUGGACACUAGAGGUUGCGUUCCUAUUGUGUUCAAUAAGAACAAUAAACAGAUUUUGUUGGAUUGGAACAAUAAUUAGAGAUUGUUUUCUUAUUUCUUUUUUUUUUUUUUUGACUGAAUGAUAAAUACUAAAUAGAGAUUUAGAAAUGUGUUUUAAAAUUUUAAAACAUGAUAAAGAUUAGUUUGUUUAUUUUCAAGAAAAUUUUUCUAAAAAAAGAACAAUAAACAGAUUUUGUUGGAUUGGAACAAUAAUUAGAGAUUGUUUUCUUAUUUCUUUUUUUUUUUUUUUUGACUGAAUGAUAAAUACUAAAUAGAGAUUUAGAAAUGUGAUUUAAAAUUUUAAAACAUGAUCAAGAUUAGUUUGUUUAUUUUCAAGAACAUUAUUCUAAAAAUGUGACGCAUAUCGAUAAAAUAUGAAGUUAACAUAAAUAAAUAUUAACCAAGUGUGACCUGCCAUGAACUGUUGAUUGGUCUAAUGUUUUAUUUUAUCUCCACAGCAUGCUCACCUGCAUCUGCAGUCAAUGCAAGCUCCCAGUGUGACUCCUCCAGUGGUGAUGGCCCUUGCUUGACUGGAGUUCUUCCCCCUGACUGUUCCAAAUGCAAGGCUGAUUACUUUCAGUUCUCAUUGAUCAAUGGCUGUCCUGGUGUGUUUCAAGAUAAUUUUUUCAAAUGUCUACGUUUUAAUUAUUUGUUUAAGGUAUCUGUGAGAUUUUAAAGAUAUUAUUGGUUAGUUAUUAGAUUAUAAGGCACAAUUUUGUGUCAGCUAUCAAUGGAAAAGAAGGGAAGGAAAAUUGAAAAUAUUGAAAAUAGUAGCUUAUCACUCAAUUAUCACAUUUAAAUUGGCAGUUUGUCAGAAAAACUCAAGUGUUAUGUUAUUAUUGUAGAAAAAAAAAACUUUUGUGCCUUCAGCUUGUGGUUGUCACCAAAAUGGUUCUCUGUCUGACAUUUGUGAUUCUACUGGAGUGUGUUCCUGUAGACCCAAUGUUCAGGGAUCUAAGUGCAAUGCCUGCAUACCAGAGUUUUAUGGCCUAUACACGAGUGAGUUUUUGCUUUCAAUUGUUUAUUCUUCUCCCCUUUACGCUCAUACUUUACUGUUGGCCAAUCUUUCAGAGUGUUCAUUUUAAAAAAAAAAAUUUAUCGCGUGAUAUGUCAUACAAUCUUUUUAUUUGUUUUUAAAAUUUCAUUCCUUAUUUCUGAAAAAAAUGUAUUUGCCGUGACAGCUUGUGUCUUUACAGUGCUUUAUAGUGCUCUGCAUUUAGAAAAUUCUUAUCAAAGUAUUGAGCUACAGAUAUUUAAUUAAAUUAUGCAAUUAAAACACCUAUUUUUUCAUUUAAAAAAAAUAUACAUACAACACCAUUUGUUAGAAAAUUAUUUUUUAAAAAUUGAUUUAUGUUAGUUUCCAUUUGUACAUGAGAGAGAUUGCUACUUUUAUCUUUAUAAAAAAAGGAAUUAUUUUUCUUAUUAAAAUUGUGUAUUCUUGUUGGAUAAUCCAUACUUUUUAAAGGGAUUUUGAAAUUUCAGUUGUUGUGUAGCUCAAGCCAUAAACUGAAAUUUAAAUAAACUGCUACUGAUAAGGGAUUUUUUAAAACAAUGUUAUGACAUCGAACCAACUAAUUUUUAGCUGGGACCUAUUCUUGACUGCUAAAUUUUAUUGAGUAUGAAAUAAAGUUACUAAUAGUUCGAACACUACAAGCUGUAGAUAUAAUGGGCUUAACUACUUUCUUUUAUUGUUAAAAUAAUAUGAUCUGAUUUCCUUGUAUGUGUAUGACUUACUGUAGAUAAUAUCCCAGAGUCUUACCAAGAGCACUUAAAAUUAUUAUUUAACACCUAUGACAUGUGUACUCCGUAGAAACUGGUUGCACACAGUGCAAGUGUAACCCAAACUUUUCCUUCAACAAUUCAUGUAAUGACUAUGGGGAUUGCCCUUGCAAGCCAGGGGUAAAAGGUCCUUUAUGUGAAAGUUGUAUGAAUGGGUGAGUACCAUGGAACAUUUUUAGAAGAAAAAAAAGUGAUUUUAAUGAAGGGUUGUAUUCUAUGCACAGAAUUUCUUUCCCUUUUUUCUAUUUAAUUAAAGCUUAACCAUUGGAUACGUUCACAAAGAAAAAAAUAUUUAUUUUCUGAAAGAAAAGAGCGUAAUGGGUUGGUGAAUAUAAUUUUCAAUUUCAUAUCAUUUGUGGUUGUCAUGGUUUGGCUAAGUAAACAUGGAUCGGAUGACGUCACCGUGAAUUGAGAGGAAAGAAAUUAUUCAGAGUAAAAGUAUACAUUUAAUUUUAAAAACUAUAUUAUUGAGUCUGUUUUAAUUAACCCUACUUAACUUACUCGAAUCAAGUUUAGAAACAAAAACAUGAUUUUGGAACCAACUCAAAUUGGCAAUAACGGGCAAGCUUCUCGGUUUUACAAAAAGUUGAACAUAGCCUAUAAUUUUUGUUUACUUGCACAAUUUAUAUAUUUAAUCUACUUAAGCAUUAUCACCAACCUCUUAUAAUUAGUCAUUAUAUUCUGGGCUUGUUGUAGGCAUUUAAUUGUUGUAUGUAUAUUAAUUUCAUGUACCAAAAACUAAAUAUUUGAUAAUGAAGUGAAAGAAUUUUAUCUUUAUCAUUUAUUACUUUAAAAGUAAAUGACUUUGUAAGCAAUUUUGUUUAAUAAAUUAUUUUCAAAAUAUAAAAUUUAAAAAAAUUAAUUUUUUAUUUCAAGAAAGAUGAUAUAUGAAGCUGGUGUAUGCCUAUUUAGAAAAAACUAUUUAUAAAUUUAGAAAAACUAUUUCUAAAUGUUCACAGAUUUUAUAACCUUACUGUCAAUGGUUGCACACAGUGUGAAUGUAAUUUAGAUGGGAGCACAGGAAGAGCUUGUGAUGUUACAUCUGGGAGUUGUGAGUGUCUUCCAAGUGUUCAGGGCAGCACAUGCUCUAACUGUAAAAAUGGUGAGUAUAACAGUAGGAUAUAUAGUAAUAUUUAUUUCUGAAAGACAUACAACAGUAGGUCAUUAUGACAGGUAUACAUAAUAGGUCAGUAUGACUGACAAGCAAUAGUAGUUAAGAAGUAUAGACUUACAGUUUCUGUCAAUGCACCCACUCAUUGAUUGUAUUACAAAGUUUAUAACAUAAUUAAUUUUCAAUAAUAACUUUGGUCAUGUCCUGCAAUUUAUAAUGGAGAUAUUUCAGUUUGUGUUUAUCCAUACAUAAUACCCAACCCUCAAUGAUAUCACAAUUCAACCUGCAUAUUUUUUGUUCCUUAACUGUUCAAACAACGACAUGCUAUUUUCGUUCUCAGUUGUGCUCACUUUCUAACUAUUAAAUAUGAUCUCUUUGUGUUAGGGACCUAUGGGCUGGGAGAGUGGAAUCCUAAUGGUUGCAUCCCUUGCUUUUGCUGGGGCCAUGGCCAGGUUUGUUCAUCUGCUGAGGGUUGGUACAAUGAACCGGUCACCAGCUCAAGUUCUGAUGUCUGGUCAGCUCAAGAUGCUGAGGGCAAUAGUAUCUAUGUGCUGACUGUCUCUGCUGAUAGCCAGUAAGUUGCGCAAUGUCUCUUUCUGGAUUCAAUUUUUUGUUUCUUUUUUAAAACAGUGUCUGAACCAUUCACUCAUAUAUAAACCAAUCAGUUAUGUCUGAACCAUUCACUCAUAUAUAAACCAAUCAGUUAUGUCUGAACCAUUCACUCAUAUAUAAACCAAUCAGUUAUGUCUGAACCAUUCACUCAUAUAUAAACCAAUCAGCUAUGUCUGAACCAUUCACUCAUAUAUAAACCAAUCAGUUAUGUCUGAACCAUUCACUCAUAUAUAAACCAAUCAGUUAUGUCUGAACCAUUCACUCAUAGAUAAACCAAUCAGUUAUGUCUGAACCAUUCACUCAUAUAUAAACCAAUCAGUUAUGUCUGAACCAUUCACUCAUAUAUAAACCAAUCAGCUAUGUCUGAACCAUUCACUCAUAUAUAAACCAAUCAGUUAUGUCUGAACCAUUCCCUUAUUUUACUUCAUUCUGGGCUGAUGUCUUCUUCUGUACCUUUUCAACCCCCCCUGGUGGAGCCUAAAACAAUUUCUUUCCAAGCCUCCCAGUCUCUCUAGCUAUGCUCUCUAACUCUUUCCAACUCCUUCCAGUCUUUGUUACUUCUUUGUCUACAUUUAUUCUCCAGGUGUUUUUGAGUCUUCUUCGUCCUCAUGGACCUUGAUGUAUAAUAUUCCAGUUAUUUGAGCUCAUCCUUCUGUUACCACUUUCAUUUAUAUUUAGACAUUUCAAGAAGAUUAUUUAAGGGAUCACUGUUCAAAUAUAUUUUAUUUAACGAAUUUAAUGCAGUUGUUAUUACUAGUCCAAAGAGCGGAAGCAAUUCAUCUAAACAAAUAUCAGUCCACUUUUAUUGUUUCUAAGAUCUGCUGUGAUAAUUUAAUUAAUUUCAAAAUUAUAAGAAAUGAUUUUUGUUCCCCAGAAAUGCAACGAAGAUAGAGCCUGAUCAUUUGGCAACAUCGGACAUUUACUUUGUUGCCCCCGGAAAAUUUCUAGGUGAUCGUAAAUCUUCUUACGGUCGUUACAUCACCAUUACCCUGUCCCCAUUUGAUGUUGGUAACAACACUGAAGUACAACUUUCUGGUGCUUAUACGAACUAUACACUGGUCUACUCUCACAGUGGGACUGUCAAUAAUUCAACAUUGAAGGAGUUAACCAUUCAGGUCGGUGACUAUUUAUUAGCCAAACCUUUAUAGAAUAUGGAAAGUGGAAAAAAAAUUAGUUAUGCAUAAAUUUGCACAAUCACCAAUGCAUUAAUAUAAUUUAUAAAACUGCUUGAAUGUCAAUAUUAAUUUUUGUAGGCUUUUAAUUGUUGAAUUAUUUAGUUUAUUUUUUUGCAGCAUAGCUAUAUAAUACAUUUCUGUAUCACAUUAUAACAUACAAUCAAAGAUUUUGAUUCCUUCCUUUGAUAACUGAAUUUAAAGAGUUAAGAAAGCUUACUCUUCAAAUGAAACAAAGACUUGAACAAUCAAUGAAUGAUCUGCUUACCCAGGCCCAGUUUGGAAUGCAAACCUAUGAUAUUCUAAUCAUAAUUGAUAACAGUUUUUCUCUCAUUGUGUCUAAAGUAUUAUAUAUGAGUUAAUGAAAUUGGGUUUUUUUGUCAUGAGAUUCAGAAAAAACAAAAACCGUGUGUUAUAAUUAGGCGUUAUUAUAGGCAAAAUCCUCCAGACUAUUCAUAGUUGUCAUUCAUGUUACCUUAGGAAUCAGAGCCAUCACAUCUGUCCUGUUUUGGUUAAUUAAGGGGCCCAGUGUUGUGUGGUGGAGACAAAUGUAACUAUCAACUUUGAAUGCAAGGGGCUCAAAACCGAAAAGUAGCAGGGGGAUAUCCAAAAGUUACCUGACAGCUCUGCUAGGAAUAUAAGGACAUUCAAAAGAAACGUUUUUACCCAUUUUGUAACAAGGUUAUCCACACAAGCAAGCACACAAGAUGUAAAAACUACUUAAAUUGAAUUGGCCAACCCUUAAGUUAAUAAAAUAAAUUUGUGUCAAUAAUGUGUAUAUUAAAAUUUCCAAGUGCUCUAGCCCUCAACAAGUAUACUUUGAUGUCUUUACCAACUAAAUAUUCUUUGAUGUCUUCCCCAAGUAUUCUUUGAUGUCUUUACUAACAAGUAUUCUUUGAUACCUUUACCAAAAAGUUUUCUUUGAUGCCUUUACCAAGUAUUCUUUGAUACCUUUUCCAACUAGUAUUAUUUGAUGUCUUUUCCCACUAGUAUUCUUUGAUGUCUUUACCAAGCUUUGUUUCUCCUCCAGAUUCCACUACUGGAGCAACAGUGGGAGGUGAAGACUAAAGUGGUUUCUACAUCAGCAACCACCAACCUUACCACCACCAGCUUUACCUCUUCUGGUAAUGCAUCCUACUAUCAGCUUCUGGAGACACUGUCAAAUUUGGCAUCCUUCCGCAUCAAAGCUUACAUAGCAAAUGCAAGUACUGCUACUUAUAUCUGAAUAUAACUCUUUGACAUCAGUCAGAUGUCAAAGUUUGAUUCAUGCAAUUAAAUUCUUUUUUUUUCUUUUUUUUAUGUUUAGAAAAAAAAAAAUUCAGGGAAAAAUCAACUUUUUUUGUGUAGUUAAAACAUCAAGUUUCAUUGGAUUCAAUGCAAACAACAGGAAAAUAAAAUGUGAAAUUUGAUCAUGACUUUACUCUAUGUGAAUAUUUUUUGUUCCUUACAUCCAGUCCAGCCAAGCCUUUAAUCUUCUGAGUGUGACCCUAGAAGGUGGCUCCACAAACAGUACGGCCAGCUCACCAGUAAACAAUGUGGAGAUGUGUGUUUGUGAACAUGGAUACACUGUAAGUAGCAGUUCUUGGCUUAUUUUUUUUUAUAAUCUCAUCUUUUUUUUUUUAGCCUUUUUUUUUGCCGAUUGUUUAAUUUAAUAGAUUUUAAAAAAUAUAAAAUAGCCUAUAAAAGAAAGAUAAUGAGAACUGGGCUAGUGAAAUUAUUGCUGUAAAGAAUAUACUAAAAAUUGAGUCAUGGCUCCUUCCUUCCUUGGUGUCCUUAUAUUAUUAAAUAUUAGCAAUGACACUUCAACUUUUUUUUGGGGUCAAACAUCCCAACCUGAGUGUUGUUGCCGUCCAACGAUGUGUAAUGAACUAAUUACAAGAGUGUUGGACUGCAACAAAGCUUUCAGGUAGAUUAAUGGGACACAAACAACCCCUUUUUCCUGUUUGGUAUUUUUAAUUUUACUUCCACCCACUUCCUUUCCAUUCUUCUGAGCCUUGUUUUCAUUGGGGACUUGUGCUCAUUCUUAUUCUUUUAUUUUCUUUUAUUUUUAGGUAGUAUAUAUAUAUAUUAUGUAAAUUUAAUGUAUACUUUUAUGAAUGUUUUUAAAUUUUUUUAUCAUUGUAGUGAUGAAGGCAUUUUGCCGUAACAUUUGCUUUUUUAUUCUGUGUAACCAUUAUUAAAGCUUUACCUAUAAUUGCUUUAUUUACACAAAUUGUUUCCCUUUAAUCAACAAUUUGUAAUGGUGAUACAAACUUUUUGCAUAAUGGCAUUUUGGUUUGGUUUACACCACAAGGAAAAUGUCUGGUUUACACCUUUACACCACAGGGAAAAUGUCUGGUUUACACCUUUACACCACAGGGAAAAUGUCUGGUUUACACCUUUACACCACUGGGAAAAUGUCUGGUUUUCACCACUGUGAAGAUGUCUGGUUUUCACAUUCACAUCCUACUGUCCAUUUCUUAACAUCUCAUUUUAGGGUAGCAGCUGCGAAUAUUGUGCACCGGGUUAUACAAGGGUCAGCCCAAACGCAACACAUCCUGGGACCCAGUGUGUGCCUUGUCGGUGCAAUGGUCAUGGCAUCACAGCAUGUGAUCAGCUUGGUCUAAACUGCUCCAAUCAAACAGUCAUUCCCUGUGACCCAGUUACAGGGGUGUGCACGUGUCAGCACAAUACCAUGGGAGACCACUGUCAAUUCUGCAAAACUGGUUACUAUGGCAAUGCAACAAAAGGAACCUCAGGUUAUUUAUUUCACAUUUUUAGCAUUUGCAGCUUCAUUAUUUAAAAAAGUUACUGAAAACAGUAAAUUCAGUGAGAAAAGGAUUAACACAUAGCACUAUAAUUGAAUGCUGUGUGGUUAUAUUGCUUUAAAGAUCACACCUAGCCAGCUAUGACAUAUUAUUUAAAUGCAAAUGGUGCAUUGAGAUUCUCCUUGCCAUGUUUCUUUCAAAACGCUCAAUAUUUCCACAGCUGACUGCCUACCAUGUGCUUGCCCUGGUUUGAUUGUAGCUGGGGUCAUCAACGUCUUUGCCAAUUCCUGCUCUCUCAUUGGUAGCCAACCAGUCUGUGAUAACUGCACAACUGGACACACUGGAGAUCACUGUGAAAUCUGUAGUAAUGGAUAUUUUGGAACCCCAAAAAAUGUUACGGUAUGUGAAACUCAAUGAAAAUGUUACGAUAUGUGAAACUCAAUGAAAAUGUUACGGUAUGUGAAACUCAAUGAAAAUGUUACUGUAUGUGAAACUCAAUGAAAAUGUUACGGUAUGUGAAACUCAAUGAAAAUGUUACGGUAUGUGAAACUCAAUGAAAAUGUUACGGUAUGUGAAACUCAAUGAAAAUGUUUAAAAUGAUGAAUUGGUUUUUUACUUUUUUAUUUGCAUAUAAUUAUGAGAGAAUUUAAAUGGGCAGAUUUUUUAUAUUUAUCUAUAGUAUUAAUUUAUUAAUUGUAAUCAAAACAUAUUUUAAAAAUCUAUUUAUCAUCUUGGAAAAAGCAUUCACUUAUCAGUUAGUUAGAAUGUACUUUCUUAGAAAAGGCUUUUUUUUUAAAUUACCUUAUUUCAUGGUUUAGUUUAUUGCAGGUUAUGUAGGUACCAUUCUUGCAUCCCCCUUCCUCCCCCCCCCCUAAUUUCUUAAUCUCUACCAACACCAUUGUAUACAAAAUAUUUAUAAAUCUUGGCAACAAAUCGUUCCCAAUGCUUGCAAAUAAUAAUUAUAUAAACCAUAUCAGGAUUUUAUAAAAUCACGCUCAUAAAUUUUCAGAUUAAAGCCACAAAACAAUAUGUUUGUAUCUGUGAUCCACAUAAGUGUUUUCCACAGCUCAACCAACUUAUAAUUAAUUAUUUAUUCAUAGUGGUGUGUAAAAGUUGUUAAAAACAAACGAUGAUCCGGCAGACUGAAGAAAUAAUAUGAUGUGCCGCUCUUACAAGUUUAUACACAUACAUACCUGUCUCAAACAAACGCUGCUCCUCAUAUGGCACUUUGUUGGAAUAUGAUUUGAUGCCUUUGGUGCCACCAAUGUAGAUCGAUCAUAAGGACAAUGAACUCUUUCCUUUUUUCUUGAAGAAUAACAGUGGAAAGUGCAUAAACUGUGAGUGUAAUGGGAGAGCUGACACGUGUGAUGGUAGAACAGGAAAGUGUGUAGCGUGUAGGAACCACACAGCAGGACAGAACUGUGAUAUUUGUGACCAAGAACACUUUGGUGAUGCAAUGGAUUCAGGAUGCCAGCGUAAGUCCUAAAUAUUUCUUGGGAUUUCAGCCUUAGUUCUCAAUAGAACUUAGGGGGUUUUCAGCAUAAUUUGUCAAUAGAACUUAAGAUGUCAGCAUUAGUUGCCAUUAGAUCAUAGGAUGUCAGUAAAAGUUGUCGAUAGAAUUUGGGUGUCAUUGCAAGUCAUAAAUAGAAAAUAGGAUGUCAUCAUAAGCUGUCAGUAGAAUGAGGGUGUCAGUGUAAGUCAUUAAUAGAACAUAAAAUAUCGGCAUAAAUUGUCAAUAAAACAUAGGAUGUCAGCAUAAGUCAUCAAUACAACUUAGGAUGUCAGCAUAGUUGUCAAUAGAACACAAUGAUGUCAGCAUAAGCCCACAGUAUAUAUUUUAAUUGCCUGUUUAAGAAAAGUGUUCUUGUGACACUCCAUCCUGGACUUGACCUUAUCAAUUAGUAAUGGAAUAUAUCAGUUUUAAAGUUUUAAAAGAAAGAAAGGGUUACCUGAUCACCAUUUGUUUGGCUUCAAGACUCUUAAAAAAAUGUAUGACACACAUAAUUUUAUCAUCCUCAUUUUAUCACUAAUGGAAAUAUAGAUGUCUAUCUUUUUUAAACAUUAGUAUAAUACAUAAUUACAUUAUAGAUUUUCUUUCUAAAACAUUUUGGGAAAAUUCAUUUAAAACUGUAAGCACUGCUCUUUUGAUCUUGUUUUCUUAAAAUAUUUUGUUGCUAAAACAGCAGAAAAUCAACCACUCAGGGGGAAAAAAAAUUAGAUAAAAAUAACUGUUAAACUUCUUCUUUCCAAAUGAAAACAAAUCCGAUUAGGAUAUUACAAUUUUUCUGUUAAUUUGAAAGUCUUUUGGUGAAACUUUGAGUCAGUGGAGUCAGGAAUGUUUGUAUCUACAGCUUGUGCCUGUGAAAACAUAACUGGAAGUACAGGACUUUGUAAUCACGUGACUGGGGAAUGUGAAUGUCUGCCCAAUGUUGCUGGGCCUUCCUGUACCGUGUGCAAUGACCUCAGCUUCAACUUGACAGCGGGGAUAGGCUGUCAACUGUGUGAAUGCAGUGCAGAUGGAUCAACAAGCACCACCUGUGAUAAGGUAAAUAGUGCAUGCAAGGUGCAGCAUUAACUUGAUGUGCUAAGAAAACAAAUAUUUGUGGGUGACCUUAUAAAUUCAGAUGUUUUAGUGAAAUUUUCUAGUAAUAUUUUUGGCUAAUUUUUACAAAUAAUAACAAUCUAUAUAAGUAAAUAUCAAACCUGAAAAAAAAAAAAAGAGAAAAAUUAAAAAAAUAAAUAAAUUAUAAUAUAUUUAAAUCUUAUUUGAUUUUAGACCAGUUCAUGUGGGGGAAUCUGUUUAUUUUAGUGAAAAAGUACCAGUAAUAAAAUAAUUUGAUUUUAAUUUGUUUAAUUUAGGGACUAAGGGUAUUUUCUACUUGUUAGAUCACUUUGAUGUUGAACACUUGGGCUUGGAGAUGCCAAAGGAAAUCAGUGCCUGUUUUGGGGUGUUUUUAAUUCUAUGCUAUGGAAAAAUGUAUAUGCGUUGAUGUAUCUCUUAUUGCAAGUGAAGAUAAUCAUGUCAAUAUUCUUAAAUAAGAAAUGUGUUAAUAGUCUGUAAAAAAUGAUAUACAGGCAGACCGAAUAAUGGAUGCACUAGAUUCCUGAAUUGAUUUAAUUAAAUUUCUUUGAUAAAAAUACAUGGUACACUAGACACACUUCUUCAUAUUUCUUUCUACUAUGUACUUGCACAUUAUUGGUCCAAAUUAUAAUCAAGCAAAGCUAACAACAAAUUAUAUCGUCCAAAAAUAAUGAGUUGAAGAUGGCUUUAUAUAUUUUUGUUUGUUUCUGUUUCAUUCUUUAUAAAGGCUGCCAUUUAAUAUUAAGUCUCUUAAAAAAAUAAUUCUUUAACCUCAGCUGUUUACUCCACUGAUUGUGGCUGUCUACAACAUAUUUUCAAUUGCAUUCCCCAAUCUUCACCCUACUUUGUUUUUAUCUCAAUCUUUUACUUUAAACUCUAGCAAAGUGUAACCCUGUUAAAUAGAUAUAAUCAAUUUGCGUAUGAUCUUUAGAUCAGUGGUCUGUGCACAUGUCGUAACUUGGUCACUGGACGCAAAUGUGAUAAGUGCCAGGAUGGUUACUGGAACGUUAAUAACAGGACUGGUUGUGAUCGUAAGUCAUUUAGAGAACAAAAAUUAUUUAAAAUUUUAAUUCAUCUCAAUAAUUUGGGUCUCUGUUUAAAAAAUUAAAACCUUCAAACUCCUUAACUAAAUUCAUAACCUGUUAACCUCUAUCUAUUUUUUUAACAUGUUACAUUUUUAAAAAUAUCAUUACUUGUUAAAUUAUAGAGUGGGAAAUAAACUGAAACAAAACUCUUGUUUAGCUGUUUUAUAGGUUCUUAUGUGUUAAAAAAAUAUAUUUUAAUGUUUGUAAGAUUCAUGUCUUAGAAUCUCUUUAUUUAUUAGCUUAAAUUUAGAGAACAGAAUUCCAUUAGAUUACAUCAAACACUUCAACUUUGAAGAAUUUCUUAGAUAAAUUAGUCUCAUUCAAUAAUUAUAACCUUAUUUGUCAGCCUGUUCAUGUAAGGCUGAGGGAACAGCCAAGUAUGACAAUGGAACAGUCCAGCAGUCUUGUGAUGUCAAGACAGGUCAAUGUAACUGUGCACUGCCUGGUAUUAUAGGAAGGACUUGUGACUCUUGUUCUGCUGUCUCAAAAAGUGAGGGGUUGUUUGUCUUUCAAGAAAAAUAAAGCAAGUUUGACUUGGAUUAUUGUUCACAAUAUUUUGAACAGUAAUGGUGGCUGAAAGAAUUUUUAUUACUUUGCAGUUUUAAACUUCAUUUGCGCACGCUUGUCUCAAGAAUCUGAAACGUAUAAAAUACUAUCUUAAUUAUUUUUUUUUGGAUCACCAUGACAUAAAUAAUAGGAUUUUAUGUAUGGUUAACAGAAAAGCUAGGUACACAAUUAAUGACACUAGAAAAAGUUUUAUUGCUUUUCUCACUGUUCAUGUUUCAGGUGUAUUCCAAUAUGUCAGCCUGUUUCACAUUGGUAAGAAAUAAUUGUUACGCUUUAUUUAUUUGCUGAAUAGAUUAACAAGGUGUUCACCUGGUCUAAAACAUUUCAAUGGCACUACUCAGUGGAUUUUUCAUAAAUUUUCUUCAUUUGUAAUUUAGUUACAACACAUGAUAAAUUAUUUUAAAGCUUAUAUUAGGGUUUUUAAAAAUAAAUUUAAAAAUGUAUGGUAAUUAUAUAGAGGAAAAAAAAUUACAGCAGUUAAAUUUCAAAGGAAGAUAGCAAAUAAUCAUGGGUAGAAUUUUCAUUUCAAUUCAAGACAAAGUAAAAGCAACUUAUUUUAUAACAAAAAUGCAACAGGUUAUAGGCUAAAACAGAACUGUCUCUAACAGUUUUCAGUUUCUCAGUUUGUUUUGUUUACAUCUCUGUAAAUAUACAAAUGAAAGGAUAAUGGAAUCCCUGCCGAUUUCUUAAAUACAAAGAAAGAUAUGGACUGUAUUAAAGCUUAAAGAAUAUUAUGUGAUUAUCAAUAGACUUGGAUCAUUACUUUCCCCAUGACAUUGUGGUGCCUCACCUCACUGUAAUUUAUUGGGGAUUGGGGUAAUUGCUACUGCAUUGAUGCAGGCAAGAAGUUAGUGAUACCUAAUUGUCUCUAGCAUUGCCCUACAUUUUAUUAACAAAAUCUAGCUAAGAAUGACUGUUUAAGUAAAUAUUAUUGAUGGCACAGGUGAAUUCCCUCAAUGUGUUCUGUGUGGCAACUGCUUUGACUCCUGGGCUGAAACAAUAGACAACAUUGGAAAACAUUUGCAUGAGAUGGACUUGAGAGCUGAUGUCAUUUGGAGUGAAUUUGGUAGGAGUUUCUUUCAUCAUAGUCAUCACAAUGUAUACAAGAAAAUUAUGCUGCAACAUAUCAAUACAAUUAUGUAUUAAUCUUCUACUCACUUGAGUAGUCAAAUUAUUAAAACUGUAAUAGCAAUUGUAAUGUAAGUGCCUUCCAAACCCAUUCUUAUCUAGAUAACCAAACAUCAGAACAAGUUAGACAAGCACUGACAAACAUUGAAGAAAAAAUCAACUCCACCAAUUUACUGUUGUCCAAAUUUGAGGCACUAGCCCUGCAACUGGAAGAGCUACAGAACAAGUUUGCAGAGGUAAGUAAGGCCACACUUUUCAUUUUAAUUAUAUAUCAGUGCAGGUGGGAUUGGAUUGUGGAGUGUUUACCAUCAGGAUUCUGUCGUGAUUUUGAAUGCAGUGAGGAAACCCCGAAUGUCCAAUCUACUACUAAGGGAAGAAAACUUUAUUUUUUUAAAAAAUUAUCUACAAGCCUGAUAUUUAGAGACAUUUUUGUACAAUACAAUGUAAUGUAAGGUGUACGGUGUAGGCUUUUAAAAAGUUAGCACAAACAUAGAAAACAAAGCAAAAUUUAUUUAAAAAUAAUUGUAAACUUCAGGGAUCAGAAAAGCCAGCCAGUUGACCUUAAUGGGCUAGCACAAAAACAUCAAGACUGCAAGGAACUGUAUACAUUUGACUAAAAAUGCUCAAAUAAAAAAAGGUUUCAGUCAUCCAAUGUUUUGAUAUGUGAGAAAAUAAAUAUCAAGAGAUAGGUAGCUAAAAAAAAAGUAUAAGCAAACAAUCUCAACUUUUAAACUUAGAACAUCAUUUUUGAGUCAUUUUUAUUGUGGCUUGAGAGUCUGUCUCGUUCAUUUGGGAAAACCUAUGGUUACGUUUAUAUAGAUGAUCACAAACAUAUGAAUAAAAAACUAUUGUGAUGCUCCAUUUUGAUGAUCACAAACAUAUGGAUAAAAAACUAUUGUGAUGCUCCAUUUUGUACAGGCACAGAGCAAGCAGAAUGAUGUCUCCAAUGAAAUAGAU